AAAUAAAUGAAGUCAAGAUGGAUUACAGACACAGUAACCUGAUCUUAACUUUACCAGUUUUGUUUUAAUUUUAAUCAUAAUUAGAUACUGUUUCGUUGAAAAAAAUCUUCAAAUAACCAUUUUUCUAAUUAAAAGAGAAAAAAAUUGAAUAAUAAUGUUUUUUCUUUGUAAAUAGUUGCAUUAUUUAGCAAUUUAAAUGUUAAAAUAACCGCCGUUUCUGGCUAUUUCAACAAAAAAAUCAUCUCCAAAAAUAAGCGACUAUCCUUUCUGUUUACUCUUUCUCUUUAAUUUUUUAUUCUGUCUCUUCAGUGAUUUAUCAUUGGGAUUUUGUUUUUGUCACCACUGUUUACUAAUUAACGACUUUAAUCAAUUUUAACAUACCUCUAGCUUGAUUUAUCAUCACAUAGUCAUGGAUGAAGAUUUGAGUUCAAAUGUCAAAUACUCUGGACCAUUGUCAAAUAAUGACCCGGUCAAGACAGAAAGAGAGGAAGAAGCCAAAUUAAAAGCCAAAUACCCAUCAGUCCAGAGACCGGGUCCUCAGUUUCUGCAAAAAAGGCUCCAAAAAGGAACUAAAUAUUUUGACUCGGGAGAUUAUAACAUGGCAAAGGCAGCUAUUAAAAAUAACAAAUCAAGACAACCUUCAUCACUUUCCCAAGAACCUGUUAACUUUACCGUUUCACCUCCAUUAACUGGUGAUACAAUUCCUACCCCUGAUUGUUUGGCUACAAGGAAAACGUCGAUACAUUCACAAAGCAAAUUAGCAACUGAACUUCUCCAUGAUCAUGACUUGAAUUAAUCGAAACACUUUUGAAUCUUCUCAUGGAAUAAACAGUCACCUUCAUGAUAUCCAUAUAACCGAUUAAAACCAUUGAUAAGAUUUAGAUGUCAUUUUAAUGAAUUAACCAGUCAAAACGAAACUUUCAGCAGCCCAUAUGUAUCACAAAAAAUGUCUUUCAUCAUGAGGAAGGAUGAUUGAAUUAACAUGGUGAAAGAUAACGAGCAAUUAAACUCAAAGAUUAAUCAGUUG
Molecule: messenger RNA, 1027 nt
Organism: Tetranychus urticae (two-spotted spider mite)
Lineage: Eukaryota; Metazoa; Arthropoda; Arachnida; Trombidiformes; Tetranychidae
Gene: endos
Product: endosulfine alpha
Cellular component (GO): cytoplasm
Molecular function (GO): protein phosphatase inhibitor activity
Source: RefSeq, a predicted model, not a curated record